AUUUUGACGUUUCCGUCUCCGGCAGACAUAUUGCUUACAGGAGCAAAUUCUGGGAAGCUAGAAGACUGAACGGAUUUAAAAUUGAUUUACAUCUUCACGACACGAUACACCCAAACGACAUAGGACACAAUGGAGCCGUCAGCCAGUCCGGCCAAAGAUAACUACAGGAUGAACCGCUACAAGAACAAAGCACUGAACCCGGAGGAGAUGAGGCGCAGGAGAGAGGAGGAGGGCAUCCAACUCAGGAAACAGAAACGAGAACAACAGCUUUUCAAGAGAAGGAACGUGGACGUUCUCAAUGAAGAGGAGGCCAUGUUCGAGAGUCCGCUGGUAGACUCCUACCUCAGCUCUCCAGUAACAGAAGGAGUCAUUACCAGAGACAUGGUUGAGAUGCUUUUCUCGGAGGAUCCGGAGCUUCAGCUUGCCACAACACAAAAGUUCAGAAAACUACUUUCCAAAGAGCCCAACCCACCGAUUGAUGAAGUAAUUAACACGCCUGGAGUAGUGGAGAGGUUUGUGGAAUUCUUGAAGAAGAGUGUCAACUGCACACUACAGUUUGAAGCAGCGUGGGCACUGACCAACAUAGCAUCAGGCACAUCCAUGCAGACUAAGACGGUGAUUGAGGCUGGAGCAGUGCCAAUCUUCAUCGAACUACUUAACUCAGACUUUGAGGACGUCCAGGAACAGGCUGUGUGGGCCUUGGGUAACAUUGCAGGGGAUAGCGCGGUGUGCAGGGACUAUGUGCUGAACUGCAACAUCCUUCCACCAUUAUUAAUGCUUCUGACCAAAUCCACUAGAUUGACCAUGACGAGGAAUGCAGUGUGGGCUCUGUCUAAUCUCUGUAGAGGAAAAAACCCUCCACCUGCUUUUGAAAAGGUGUCACCCUGUCUGCCAGUACUCUCCAGGCUUUUAUUUAGCAGUGACCCAGACUUGCUGGCAGACGCCUGCUGGGCGCUGUCCUACCUCUCAGACGGCCCCAAUGACAAGAUCCAGGCCGUCAUCGACUCUGGCGUUUGCAGGCGCCUUGUGGAGCUACUCAUGCACACAGACUAUAAGGUGGCCUCCCCUGCACUGAGAGCUGUAGGAAACAUUGUCACUGGAGAUGACAUCCAAACACAGGUGGUGUUGAACUGCUCAGCCCUGCCCUGUCUGCUGCACCUUCUCAGCAGUGCUAAAGAGUCGAUCCGCAAAGAGGCUUGUUGGACCAUCUCAAACAUCACAGCAGGAAACCGAGCACAAAUACAGACUGUAAUCGACGCCAACAUCUUCCCGGUGCUGAUCGACAUUCUACAGAAAGCAGAGUUCAGGACCAGGAAAGAGGCGGCCUGGGCCAUCACUAACGCCACCUCUGGAGGAACACCGGAGCAGAUCAGAUAUCUGGUGAACCUGGGCUGCAUCAAGCCGCUGUGCGAUCUGCUGACCGUGAUGGACUCAAAGAUCGUUCAGGUGGCUCUCAACGGGCUGGAGAACAUCCUGAGGCUGGGCGAGCAGGAGGCCAAGCAGGAGAACAACGGCACUGGAGUCAACCCUUACUGCAGCCUCAUUGAAGAAGCCUAUGGUCUGGACAAGAUCGAGUUCCUCCAGAGCCAUGACAACCAGGAGAUCUACCAGAAGGCCUUUGAUCUAAUCGAGCACUACUUUGGGGUGGAAGACGAGGACAGCAGUCUAGCCCCUCAGGUGGACCAGGCCAACCAGCAGUUCCUUUUCCCCCAGCAGGAGGCCCCCAUGGAGGGCUUCCAGCUAUAAGCCUGCACUCCUCUCCUCUAAAAUACACCAUUUACCCCCUCCAUACCUCCUCAUCUCAUGGAGGACCCCAAGACGCCUGAGUCAAACCUCCAUGCCCUCUUCCCUGAAAUACCACUACCCCCUCUGCCAUCCCCACAAACACACACAGACACACCCACCCUUUGGAGGAAAGCUAAAACAAAAUGCCCCCCUGUCUUCAUCCUCCUCAACCAGUGGACUGGCUUCGUGCAGGGCAGACUCAUGUGUUACCUGGCCACGAGGAGUGCGCCACACAAACUCCAUUACACUCACUCAGAAGAGGAAGCGAUCGCCUCAUAGCCCAAAGUGUGAGUCUGCUCUUGCUUCAAAUGCACACACAGACAUCCUCCUGCCAUGUGAUAGCUCUCAUUGGCAGAAACGAUGGUUUGUUGGUUAAUAUCUUUAUAGACACGCUCAUUUUUUUUCAAUGGGACAUUCCUGCUUUCAGAGUACCCAUGCAUCCCAAUGCAAAGUCCACAAACUGGGGUGCAUGAGGGGGAAAUACGCCUGGCUCUCGAUGUCAGUCUGAAUAAACCUAGUAACAUGAUCCCUUUUGUUUUAUAAUUAAUUAUUUCCCCCCAACUCUUAUUUAUCUGCACCUUUUUUAGUGCUUGUGUUUAUUUCUUUCUCUACACACUUGAUUUGCUCCCUGAUCGUUAGGCUUUGGGCUGAUCCCUCGAAAUACAUGUCCACCCAAAAUCGAGGGCGUUCCCCUGCCCUCAGUUUGAUGCCCAAGCUAAGAAGUUUGAUUUUAGUUUUUCCUCCCUUCUGUCAACUGUUUUUUUUUUUUUAGUGGGACAAAUUUUGGGGGGAGGGUCGAGGUGGGAAGACGUGUAAACAUUUAUCUGAACAUAGGAAGGGCUCUGGAUGUGUAGUGGAAAAGGGUUUGGGUUUUUUUAGAGGAUAUGUUUAAAGAUCUAGAAAAAAAUAAUCCAGUUUUGGAGGGUGGUAUAGUUAGAGAUCCAAUGUUCGUCGUGUGCUGUGUUAUUAAUAACAAUACAUUUGAAUUAUGAAGUGAUCUAACUAUUAAAGAAGGUGAGCUGGGGAUUUAGGGGGAAAGUGCCGACAGCAGCAGCAAACCAAACAUAUUUUUAUAUUUAAAUGAACUCAAGAGAUUACAGAUGUUUAAAUUAGGAUGAAACACCACCUGUGGUUUGAUUGUCUGGUUGCUGCUGGUUAGCGAGGCCCUGCGCCCCCCACCCCCCCCUGUUGUAUGUGGUAGGUUUUUUGCAUGGUGUUAUAUUACCCUGCGUACAGUCACUGAGUAUCCCUGGCCAAACACGCAGACAGUUGGCACAGAGAGAUAGAGAACAGCGUGAAAAAUCCCGUGAGACAUUGCUAUACACCGCUCAGCGUUUCUUGUUACAGUUAAAAAGCAGGAACUGGGCCACAACUGAAAUGGUUUGGUGGUGUUAACAGUGAUAGUGUAGUGACGGUGGUGGUGUUGUGUAUAGUGGUAGAACUGAUAUAUAACCAAUGGCAUUCUUUAUCACCAUCUUUUUGAGGAAUGGGAAUGACAACUGUUAAUGAUUUUGCAUGGGUCCAUUGUGAUAUGUAUAGGUAUUGAUGUAAAUAGCCUAUCCUCUGCUUGGCAAGGAAACAACCAACCAGAGUUUGGCUGGGGAUACGUCUCUCUCAGACAAGUGACGAGCCUAACUGCAACCAAAAAUUCAAGUAUGAAUAUGUAUUUGAAUUUUGAUGUAUUUGCAUUAUAUAUAUAUAUAAAUAUAUAUCUAUAUAUUUGCGCACACUUCAUGCACACUUGCAUACAACACCAGCAGACACACCUGUACACACACCUCUCACAGAUGAGUGGCUAGUAGCAAGUAAAAAUAGUUUCCGUAGCCUUUGGAGUGGAAAAAGUAGUUUUUCUUUUCUUUUCUUUUUAAAGGUACACGAUGCAGGAAAUGUGCCAAGAAAAAAAAAAGGUAUAGACAUACACUCAUGACCCGCUGCCAGCGUGUAGUGCUGCAUUUAUCUGCAGAGACUUCACCCUCUGCAUGUGCUUUCUUAUUUUGCUGUGGUCAGGAUGUACCUGUGCACAGCCUGCAGGUGAGGUAACACACACACAACUAGACACAAAUAAAGAAAAACCUCAGUGCAAAAUGAAAGUGAAUCUGGGGAUGACUUUAACUGAGAACGUUUACGUGCACAAAAUAGUCCGGUUUUUGCUUUUUUCCAAAAAAGACAAUAUUCCUACUAAGCGGCUUACACAGCAAAUAAAAAUGGAUAUUCCACUAAUAUUCUCGUUCACAUGCAGCCCUUCAUACUCCGAUUGAUGUCCCCCUAUCACGUCACAAGAGAGAACAGUGAAACCACUGGAGCGGCUUGUCUUUUUGCUUUUUUGCAUAUCAGAAAAUAAUUUUUUAAAUGGUAGUGGACCUGUUGGACCGUGUGAGCACAGCCUCCCGCUUUUAUUCCUUUCACCACCUUCUUGAAAAGCUCGGUGUUGCGAUAUGCGUAUAUCCAAAAACCUGUUGAUAUCCACGUCUUUCAUAGUGUUUAAAAGUCUGUGUUUUUCUCCUCACAACUAGAACUGUUGGCGUCUCUUUUGGGCACGCAUCUCUACGCCAGCAGGCCAGAGGCUGUGUCACAAACUGCAUUUAAACUCCGAACUAAGAUGCAUAUUCUGAGUGCGUUGUACACAUGUCCAGAUGAAGCUAUUAAAACCUGAAUAAUACCGGCAUAUCCCACCUGUCUUAAUCUGAACAUGCUACUUUCGGAAAAAUUGUAAACUUAAUUUGCUGUUUACAUGGCCGCAUCAAACUUAGAAUAAUAGUGGAAUAUUAGCGUGCAUGUAAACGUCCCCACUUUCACUUUGGCUGGUGAUACUGUUCAGAAACAGUAUCCGACACUUCCUGCAGAGUGUACCUUUUCAGUUUAGUUUUUCUCUUAAGUGUGAAAAUGGCAAUUUUUGGCUGUUUUAUUUUGUUUCGGAGCACUUAUUAUAUUUACUUUAUUUAUAAAAAUGUCGCCCUCGGUUUUGUUUUAAUUGAUAUUUUCUGUUUUAAUUGAGACAAUGAAAAAAGAGACUCCUGGAAAUCAGAAGGGAUUUGUUGCGCACACGCUGUAGAUCUCAUGGAAACUUUUUUGUUGUUUCUAGCCACGUGACUUAAGAUGGUUUAAUACAGCCCCCGUAAACCCCGACCGUGGAUCGGCUCUGACUGUGACAGACGCCGACCUCGGAUCAGGGUUUAGGCUUUGUGGAUGGAGCAGAACUGUGGUUGUGUGAUGUUUGACUGACAGGCACUGUGUGAGGAAGAGGUUGAUUGACUCUAUGACUCUGUCCCUAUCCGAGUCUGGGAGCCCGUGUUCUGUGGAUGACUGAACCAGCGCUCGUGGAAAUGUGAACAGAAUUAUGUUAUUAACAACAAACAUGACGGGCGAUCAAAUAGGGUUUUUUUAUUUACACAACAAUUUAUUCUUAAAUGACAGGACGUCUUUUUGGACGGACAGACUUUGGAUUCUCCAUUUGGUUUGAUUUAGUGUCACACUCUUUAAUUACAGCCUUGAACUCCUUGGACAGUGUAGAACGUUAUAGUGUGACAUGCUGCUGUCACAUGCAGCGGUUUAAGCAUUAAUUCAUACGUCAGCGAGGCUCUGGUGAGUCUGAGAUGUUAUCCACAGAACACGUGCGCUCCCGGUCGACAUGAGAGUUCAAAUCACGAGUUAAUUGAGCAUCAAGAACUUGCCUCUACAUGACAGAUGUGUAGAGCAGCGUUUAUAACUGAAGUCUUUGAUUUCAUGGCCAAUUCUGUGCUUGGCCUGCGAAUAAUGCCAGAAUUGCAAUGUUGGAAAAAAAUCAGUGCAUCAACCAGGAAAAUAUUUAUAUUUCUGAAAAAUAAAAAAAAAGAAAGAAAGAAAUGCACUCCUAUUCACAAAAGUGCCAAUCCGACCAACAAAGACUGGAGGUUCUUAUGUAUCUGUCUUUGACUUAUAGAUUAUUUUUUUCUUUAUAUCUUUUAUUUACUUGAAUGUGCACACGUUUUGUGCAGAACAUUGCUGCUCUAUUUUCCUUAUCUUUAAAGUUACAUUAUUUGCCAUUGUUUCUUUCGAGAAGUGGCAUACUUUACUGUGGGCACCUAAAAUAAGGAAUUUAUGGAGAUCAAUUUGUCUCAAUUUUAUUUGUGCAAACUGAUCGAUAACCUGUGUGUUAAUGUGUAGUCUGUAAAUAUGAAGCAACUACAAAUACAUAAAAAAAAAAGAUUUGUAAACCCAAAAACUAUUUUGCAAAUACUCAAAUAUGGAGAUAGAUUUGUGUGGAUAUUAUUUGUGUGAGAAAAUCUAGAAUCUGUGUGUAAAUCUGUAAAUAUAAAAUUUAUACAAAUAAAAACUGCUUUGCAGAUAUGAAAUGGAUCUGUGUGCAUAAAAAAGUCAGAAAGCUUAGGAAAAUAUUCACAAAUGCAAUUUAUUUGUAAAUUAAUCAAAUGGAAAAAACAAUAUAAUUUAAUAUUUAAUGUAAUUUUUUUAUAAUAAAAAAAUAAUUAACAGAUUUUUUUUAAUUUGUUGAAUUUGCAAAAUAUUUUUAAGUUAAAUCUUUUUUUGUAUUUGUGGAAGGUGUUUCUUUUUUACAGAUUACUCAUUAACACAUGAAUUAUCGACGUGUUCACACAAAUAAUAUUGAGACAAAUCUAACUCCAUGGAAAUUGAAUCAAGGCAGAGUAAUUGUCCGGGGGGGGGGGGGUAUUACUUGAGUAACUGCAUUAAACUGGUCUUUCCAGCCACUUGUCAAUUGGUGUGAUGAUCCCCACUAUUACAGUCUUUUAAUGGUUUUCACUGUGCAUAGCUAUGCUGCAUAUGUUUUGGAAUCAAAGUAUUUCAUGCAGCGGACAGUAGAAUAUUAUAUUAAGCAUUUUCUGGAGGUCCCGGCCUGCAGCCAGCCCCUCUCUGUGCGCUGAUAGAAAUAUUGUACAUGUGGCACAUGAUGCAAACUGUGGAAACUGAAGCGACUAUCAUAGCAGACAAUUGCAGGUACUAACCUUCCUGUCAUAGUUUACCAAAGUUUUGUCAUCCUGAAGGCUGGUUGAAAUGAUUUACUUGAUGUCUUGUUUUCAAUAUUCGAUUCAUGUGAUUGGCUUGACCCAGUCAGUGACUGAGAGGUUGCUUCAGGCCACUUAAAACUUGCUUCUUUUCAUUAGAAGCUGCAAUAGCUCAGUCCCUCUCUUCUCAGUUUUAUUAUUUCUUUUCUCUCAAGUUCAAGUACUGUUUAGGGAGUUAGAAAAAAAAAGAAAUCUGCAAAAUGAUUCUGAAGACUGCAAUAAAUAUUGUCCAAAAUCAGGCACCCCAGAGGCAAAGAUCCACCUUCAAAGUGCUCUCAAAGGUGACACUCCUUCCACUGGGUGGAGCUAACAGAGGCGACUACUUGACAUUUUUCUAAGAUAAAAUCUGGGAUUCAGAAAUUGUGCAGUGAUUUACAUUAAAGUAUUAUAAGUUAAACUAUAUGUAUGUUCUGAUACAUUGACAGGGAUUCAGAUGCAAUUCUAAUCACUUCUGAGAAGUGGAUAAAAAGCCUCAUUAGAACACGUCACAGGAAAAAAAAGAAAAUAAAAUAGGAGGUGAGGAUACAAGCCUUUUCUGCUUUUCUUGAUCUUUUUCCUGAUCAGGAUAUUCUGGGCUAUAUUUUUGGAUAACUGUGUUUAGAGUAAAAGUUUGUCCUAGUCAGGCUGCAUGAUCAGGAACCUUGUUAUCUAUAGGGGAAUGAACAGACAUCACUAAAUAUCUCAAAUCUGACUUGUCUUCCGUCCUAGAAGCUGUUCAUGUCUAUAUCAGAAUCUAAAGCCAUGCUUGGCUUGGUCAAGUAAUGUUGUCUAACGCUACAAAUGUUUACAAUGCUACAUGUUUGUAAAGAUACUUUUCAUAUGCCAUCACUGACCAGUCCUGAUGUUUUCUCUGCUCUGGUCCUCUCAUUUCUUUUACAUGUAUUUAUUUUCUCUAUUCUUGUUUAUGAUUUUUCAUUUGCUCAAAAUUACCCAUCUUAAACUGUGACUUGACUUGACUUUACCGACGGUAUGAAUGAGUGACGAGAAACUUAUACACUUCAACUGAACAUGACACACAAACAUGAACAUGAAAACAAAAAAAUACAUACAGGAAACAGCAACAAUAUUAAAAAUGUAAAGGAAAAUAUACUGAAUUUAAAUUGUUCAGUGAAAAUACUGUACCAAACAAAUAAAGUUAUGUUGCAACC
Molecule: messenger RNA, 7951 nt
Organism: Epinephelus moara (kelp grouper)
Lineage: Eukaryota; Metazoa; Chordata; Actinopteri; Perciformes; Serranidae
Gene: kpna6
Product: karyopherin alpha 6 (importin alpha 7)
Exons: 14
Coding region: 130-1746 (538 amino acids)
Biological process (GO): NLS-bearing protein import into nucleus
Cellular component (GO): nucleus; cytoplasm; nucleoplasm
Molecular function (GO): protein binding; nuclear import signal receptor activity
Source: RefSeq, a predicted model, not a curated record